AUGACAUCUCUCAUCUCCUCCCUCUCCUGGAUUCCUCGCGGCGCGGCGGCCCAGCACCCAACCAAAUACACGGUCGACGCCUCUGAACUCGAGCGGAUCCAAGGACUCGCGCGGGGACAGUUGGAUGCGGCCAAGAUGGAGUUGGAGUUGGCCAAGAUGAUGGAGGCUGAUGCGGAGGGUAGGGGGGAGGAGGGGGAGGAGGAGGGCGAGGGCGAGUGGGAAGACGACGAGGAGUCUGCGGCGGAGAACGGCGAUGCCCUGAUGGACGUCGAGGAAGACGCGGCGAUGGUGGAGGACGACGCAGACGCAGCGACCGCCGCAGCCGCAAAAGCUGCCAAGAGGAUCAAGGCAGCUGCGAAGGGAGGCGAUGCGGCGAACGGAGAUGCGCAAAAGGCGGACGACGACGACGAGUUGGCGGCGUACAACCUGGAUACCUACGACGAGGAGAGCUCGAGUACAGCCAUGGGCGCGUUCAGCAACAUCAAGGGUUUGACGUACUACGGCGACAACGCGGAAGACCCGUACAUCACGCUCGAGUCGAAGAACGAGGACGAGGAGCUCGAGCGGGAAGAGCUCGAGAUCUACCCGACCGACAAUCUCAUUGUCGCGGCCAAGACCGAAGACGACGUCUCCCAACUCGAAGUCUACGUCUACGACGACCGAGAAGAGAACCUCUACGUUCACCACGACCUCCUCCUGCCAGCCAUGCCUCUCUGCCUCGAAUGGCUCGACUUCUGCCCCGGCCGAACAAGCGACGACGACAAGAAGGGCAACUUUGUCGCUGUCGGCACACUCGACCCCGAGAUUGAGAUUUGGUCUCUCGACGUGGUUGACGGCUUGUACCCCGAUGCCAUCCUUGGCCCUCCUCCCAAGGACCCGAACGCUCCUGAACCCGCCGCUCCCCCCAUUACCGACUCGACGCCCUCCACCGACGCUUCCGGCAAGAAGAAAAAGAAGAAGAAGCCCAAGAAGCCGAAGAAGGUCGCCAACCCCGAAUACCACGUCGACUCGAUCCUGUCUCUGUCGUGGAACCGGUCGCACCGCAACUUGCUCGCCUCUUCCUCAGCCGACAAGACCAUCAAGCUGUGGGACCUCGCGCGACCAACCUCUUCUCCCGCCCUUCGCUCGUUCGACUCGCUCCACGCCGACAAGGUCCAGAGCGUCAUGUGGAACCCGAAGGAGCCGACCGUCUUGCUCUCCGGCGCAUGGGACGGCACUGUCCGCGUGUUCGACUCUCGCGCGCCCGACGCAGGCGUCGGCACCAAAGUCGACUCGGACGUCGAGUGCCUCCGCUGGGACCCGUGGGAGCCCGCAUCGUUCCUUGUCUCGAUGGAGAACGGCUGCGUCCAGUCCUUCGACUCGCGCAUGCUCGCUGUUGCCAAGGAACCGUCGAGUGUCCAGCGCGGCAAGUCGCUGUGGACGCUCGCGGCGCACGACUCGAGCGUCUCGAGUCUCGACAUCAACCCGCUUGUCAAGGGCUGCAUCGUCACCGGCGGAACGGACAACAUGGUCAAGGUGUGGAACGUCGAUGAGCAGGCUGGUGGCAAGCGCAACAUCAGCUUGGUCACUGCGCGAGACCUCGGCGUCGGCAAGGUCUUCUCCGCUUCUUUCUGCCCCGACGACCCGACAACCCUUGCGGUGGCCGGCUCGAAGGCCAACUUGCAGAUCUGGGACACCGCGACCAACCCCGGCGUCCGCAGCGUCUUCGGCGACCGCCUCCGCGCACUCGGCAAGGACUUGUCGAAGACUGGCGCUGGUGUUGUCGGAGUCGCUGACGAUGACGAGAGCGACGUGUCGGACGAUGAGGAGUAG
This is a messenger RNA of Rhodotorula toruloides NP11, 1812 nucleotides long. Its product is annotated as transducin family protein/WD-40 repeat family protein. Gene Ontology annotation, biological process: rRNA processing. Gene Ontology annotation, molecular function: protein binding. Gene Ontology annotation, cellular component: nucleus. Bases 1 to 1812 code for a protein of 603 amino acids. Lineage: Eukaryota; Fungi; Basidiomycota; Microbotryomycetes; Sporidiobolales; Sporidiobolaceae. The record is from RefSeq and is a predicted model, not a curated record. The transcript is spliced from 6 exons.